AUGUAUUUGACAACGCUUAUUAUUGUCAGCCUCGCUCCUGCUCAUGCCGAUGUCGUCUAUCCUGUUCUGAUAGAAAGCAGAAGCCGAAGUUCACAUGGCGCCGUCCAAGUGACUAAGGAUUACAUUGUUAACUUAGAGGAAUCCAGCGUCUUAGGAGAGAAUUUGUUUUUCACCGAUGCUCUGAAUGGGAAGGUAACCCACGAGUUGAUGGAUACCACUUCCCUACGCAACAGCGUUUAUGAAAGCUCAGAACACGCAGCUUCUUUUACAAUUACUAAAUCACCCACGGGGGUAGAAAUGGAAGGUUACCUCAAUUUUACACACGGAAUUAAGCCACUUAGGAUAAAUGACAGAUCUGGACGAAUUCCUCACAAAAUAUUUCCUCUUCCCAAGCUUGAGGAAGAGAUUGAUAUUGUUCUGCCUGUAGAUGACUAUCUGAAUGAAAGUCCAGAGCCACGUGCUGAUGCAGAGCUUCCAGAUGUCUGGCGACCUGAAAUGUACAUCAUGAUUGACAGCUCAAUAAACGAGUACCUGAGAGGUAUCAAGAGGCUACAAGUGCUCUACAUUGUAAGGCUUAUGAAUAUCGUUAAUGCAAUCUUCAAGACGGUCAAGAAACCCUUAAUAAACCUCCAACUUGUUGGAAUAUAUCGGUUCCAAACAAAACAGGAUGAGCCAUUUAUUGUGGAGGAAGGUGGAUUCAUCGAGGGGCAUGAAACGUUGAAUGGCUUUGGUAAUUUCACAAAACAUACAUCGUUUGCAAGACAUGCAGAUUUCUACUUUUUGCUCGCUGGGCGUCGCUUAGGAAAACGGAACAAACAAGGGAAAAUAUCUCCCAAUCUUCUAGGUAAGGCAAAUUAA
Messenger RNA from Ixodes scapularis (black-legged tick), 858 nucleotides. RefSeq lists its product as uncharacterized. The record is from RefSeq and is a predicted model, not a curated record. The coding region runs from base 1 to 858 and encodes 285 amino acids. Gene Ontology annotation, molecular function: metallopeptidase activity. The transcript is spliced from 10 exons. NCBI's taxonomy places the organism in Eukaryota, Metazoa, Arthropoda, Arachnida, Ixodida, Ixodidae.